Messenger RNA from Lymnaea stagnalis (great pond snail), 21581 nucleotides. The record is from the annotation of a GenBank genome assembly. Lineage: Eukaryota; Metazoa; Mollusca; Gastropoda; Lymnaeidae.
CACCGAACGUAGCCAUAUUACUAAAUGAUGCCCAACCAGCUGAUUGGAUGGAGGCUAUCAUGUAUGUGGGGGGCAUUUUUAGAGUUUCUAUUCUUUGCAGUAUGUUAAAAUUCAAUUAUAAUAUUUUUAAAUGGCAUGGACUUGUGCUGGACUUGAAGUUUUUGCUAUUUUUUAACUUUAAUAAUGUUAAAAAAAUACCACUCAGAGGCACUCACCUUAAAAAAUAACAGACAUCACAUACAAGUAGAAAAAUUACUAUUUUAUUUGUUGCUUAAUUAAUCAUGUGGUGCCAUGUCAAUGGCUCAAUUACAUUUAUAAUUUUGUCCUUAGUGCAGUUAAAAAUGAUGUCAUUGGCAGUGAUCGUGAAAAAAUGCAAAGUCUACAGUAUGGACUAGUUCCAAGGUAGAGAAGUUUCAUUGUUUUGUUGAUUUUAAUAAGAUUCAUUAUGGCUCUUUAUUUUAUCCUUUUAUAAUAGUUUUUUUUUUACUUCUAUGUUUAUUAAGAUUUCUGCAAGUUCAAUUUGUAGAGAUUAAACAAUGAGGUAAAAUUGGCCUAUAAUAACAUAAAGUAUUCCAAAUUUAAAUCUACUAAACUUAAAAUUCAAGCUACCUUAGGGUCCUCCAAAUAAAUGAGGUCAUGCCGCUAGGAGGGGUUCAAGAAUUCAUGACAAUGUAUCAUGGGGGUGUCAAAAUUUUGUGACAGGUGGAAAGGCGGGAUGGGGGGUGUAAAAAUCUACCAAAAUAUGACGUCAUUAUGGAUUGAUGUCCCCUAGUUAAAUGUUUUUUUUUCUUUUCUUUUUUUUACCCAGUUACUUUAACUUUUUUUCUAGUAAAUAACAGAAUUCUUGCUUCGUAGCAUGUUUUUCACCGAGAUGGCCUUGUAAAACCUGUCUCCAUCAAGUUUUAUUUGCUUUGGUUAGUGCCAUAGUGAGCCUCCUUAUCCCCCAAGAGAGGGGAGCUUUGGUGUUCACAUUUGUUUUUUUUCUAGGUUUUAACCCCAUCCCUUCUUAUUCAAAUAUCUUAUCCACUGCUGUGUUGACUAGCCUAAACAUAUUUCUAAAUUUUAAUACUUUUAGCCCAUUGUUUCAUGUAAGUUUGAAUACUUUCCAGACUUCUUCAAUGGGUGGAAGAUGAGGACAUAAAUGCUGAGUUAAGGACAGAGGCAGCUAUUGUGCUGGGCAGUUUGGCCAAAGGAAAUACUAGCAUUGUCAUACAACUAGUGCAAGAGAAGACUGUUCCAAUACUACUCAAAUGUAAGACUGAAAAUCUGUACUUAAAUGCCCUCAACAGUUAAGCUGAAUGAUUUAAACACAUUUUUAACAAAAACUUCAGAAGAUAAUGUCAUUUGCUACCUGAUACAUGAAUUUAUUGUUUUUACAUUUCUCUAACUAUAAUAGUAACUAUAAGAGUAGCCAAAAAUGCAUACAUCAUUCUGUUUUGUUUGUUCUUUAAAGCCAUGGUUAAUUUUAAUGUACUCUUAUUUUUAUUACAGCUCUAACAAAUCUAAGUCUGCGAUAGUCAGAAGCUAUACUAAGAUGCUUACGUUCUAUUUUACUUGUCAAUACAGAAUCUAUUUCAUGUUUCUAUGAGGUAAGAUUAAUUCAGAACUUUAGUCCACUUAAAUUUUACUGAUUGAAUGGGGAAAAAAAACACAUUGAGAGACUAUUGCUUUGUUUUUCACAAAAAAUUUCUAUUUCAAUUGAUUCAAUUUGAUUUAUAUGGUAGUUGAGUUUUUUCAUUCACCUCCUCUAGUUAAUCUCUCUAUCUGAGGUUCCCCAAACGGUGGUCUGCACAACAUUAGUCAAGAAAAUGGGGAGGGAAAGUUACAUGUUUGAGUUUCAUAUUAAAAAAACUCCCAAAAUUGAAAUUAUCCUUAGCAUAAAAAUAUCCCGCUUUGUAUAUAAAAAAUAUCCCGCUUUGUAUGCGUCAAGAAUAGCCUAAGAAUUUGACUGAAUCCAUGCGACCAAAUGGGAAAACACUAGUAUGCCAUACUGCUAGGCUCCUUUGAUGUCCAAAAAAAUAGUGCAAGUACCUAACGCUUAUUUUCACACAACACACCUGCAUCCUGAAGGGAACACACAUCUCAACCUUAACUCACUGGCUGUAAAUUGAAAGAUUUAGAUUUUGCAAGAAAGAUUAUUCUUUUCAAAAUUUUGCAUACAGCAUGAUUAAAAUAAUAGUUAAAUCCACCAGUUAUUUAGACAGGGGAUAGUAGAGGAUGGCAUUUUUUUCUUUAUAUGGAGGGGCAGCAUUUUGGGGCAGCUGCAGAGGUCUUUUUUGAAAAAAAGGGGAAAGCAAAUAUCUUUUCCCACCUCUGGCGGCAUUAGUACUGGCUAUGCCACUGAAGUCCCAUCUUGUGAAAACCUUUUGUCAAGGGAGAAAUUUUUUUCUGUCUUUGACCCAAACCAAAGGUGUGCCACUGAAACGUUAAAUGAGGCCUGCAAGAACUUCCAAGAACUGGAUUAAUAUUUUUAGUAAAAUGCGCAAAUUGUGAAUGAUUAUUUGUAGGAGCCUUUGAAAAUUAAUAAUCACAGUGAAUAUUGUCAAACUAAAACUAAUACUAAUGACACAUUUUAGCAUAUUCACUGCUUAUUGGGAAUUUAAUCUUGAAUGAUUUUUUUUGAAGAUCAUCUUUAAUAUGACAUAUGCAAAAAGAUUAUCAUGGGGCCCAGCAAAGAAUAAAAUAACUGCUAUGCGGCCCUCUGGGCAAAAAGGUUGACAAUUCAUGACAUAGACUUCAGUUUUUGUUUUUAAAUAGCCCUUACAAAAACAAAACAAAAAAAACCUGCUGGCAUUAAAUGGUGUUAGUUGAGUCCUAUUGAAUUGGCUGAUUACAGUUUAAAAAAUAUUUUACGACAUAGUUAAGGUAGAUAUGAAGAAGUUAAUUCAUAAAUUUUGCUCAGGUCCCUGGUGUAAUCCGAAACCAGUCCACCACUCCGCCAUAAUUAAAGUUAUGGGAAAUGCUUCUCUAGCUCACUCCAGUACAUUUUUCUUUCAUUCACCUAAUUCUCUAUUUAAUCUCUCUGGCUUUUUCCAAUCCAUUCUUAUAUUAAAUAGAUAUCUUAUGUAACAAUCAUUAGUGAUGAUGAUGUUACUUGUAAAUACAUAGUUGUAGUGACAAUUAUCCACAUUCACAAAGUACGAGGCGGAGUCCAUGAAUUUAGCAUCCCGACCUUUUAUUAUAUAGAAAUUACACCACAUGAAAUACAUAAUACACAUCUUCAAAAUUUGAGGAAAUUAUAACUGUUAUUGUCUAUUUACUUCACAUAUGACUUUCACACAUAUCUAUUGAAUAAGUAACACGAUGCCAAGAGAUGUAUGGCAAAGAGCCUAUCUUCAAACAUAUGCUUCUAUUUUCACUUGUCUCCUUCUCUACUUCUGCUGUGCAUGACAUAUCUUAAUUAACUUCCUGUUCCUCUUAACUCAUAAAAACAAUACAUUAUUCCGAAACAAAAUUAUUAUCUAAAUAUUUGAUCUGUGACAUCUUUAAAAAAAUAUUCUUCAAGAAAAUCUCCCUGAUAAAGCACUUGUGUAGUCUUAUGUUUCUGCUUUCCUCUAUUUGACCAGGAGAAUGCAUAUGGAAGCACUUACAUUCCGCACCUGCUGAGCCUGAUCAAAUAUUCCAUUGUUUGUCAAGAAUGUAUCACUACCAUUCUGGAAAAGUGCUGCGUGGUAUGUUAUAUAAGUAUUGCAUUAUCAGCAGUUGUGUUGCCCACCAAUUCCAGAUGGUAUGCUUCCUGAACUUGAUGAUAGUUCACAGCAGCCUCCCACUACCACCUGUGACGUGACGUACGUUGUCUAGGGGUCGGUCCCCUCUGUACUAGCCACAGAACAAUUUUACAAGGGUCUAGAACCCCUUUAUUUCCAGCUCCUACAGAGCUGACUCUUGCUCCAAGUAUCAACAAACAAUUCAGGGUUUCAGGUUUUCUUAUUUAUUGGCUAUGUGUGCCUAUAUGCCACUACACAAAACAGUUAAAGUUACACAAGUCCUCUUCCAUCCGUAGAAAAACUCACUCCUUUAUAAGACAAAAAAAUCAUACACCAUAUCCACAGCACUCGCCACUGCUCACUCCUUCAAAAAACUCAACUCACACACGUGGUUUUUUCAGACACAGCACACCGGUCAUACCUUGACCGAGAAAAAUCAAAACUCGUGGGGCACACGGGGAAAAUAAACUCACCCACGAUUGGUCAAAUUAACAUUAUAGAAGUUGACACAAAAAACUCACGCGAUCUGACCGUGACACGCCGCCCCUCACGAGUGACGUUUGGUGAAACCCAAUGUUGCGAGUUUACAAAACAGCGGUCAGUUCGCGUGCAUACUCUGGUAAACUGACAUCAAUUAUAACAUGAACAACAUACCGAUAUUAAUAAAAAAAAUAUCAUGAAAUGUCUAUCUUAAAACAUUCCGUUAUCAACCGCUAUCAAUCAUACUUUGAAAGUCACUACUAUUGUUAUGGCAAUGCAUUGUAGAAUUAAGACAUCUCUAAUGAAACAUACAUGAUAAUAGAUAAAAUAAUGAUUAUUCUUUAUCAUCUCAAUAUUUUCCUACAAUGAAAUUGAGCAUUUAUUUUAAUACAUUGUAACAAAUAUUUAAAUGUUUACAGCACAUGAUUUUGAAAAAUCUUAAUUCAAAAAUGAAAAAGUGAAGAAAACAAAUGUCAACAUCUGAGCAUGUGUGGACAGCCAUGAAUUGUCCAUUAAAUCUUUACAUACAAGACGGUGGAAUGUUUCGCUUAUCCCCUUGUCUUAAAAAAUCAUGGAGGUUAUUUGAUCCACCCAACUCACCUCUCUCUCUUCUCGGGUUUGACCUGCACGGUCUAGUAGGCACGAAUUCACCCAACAAGUCCUUUACACCCCAAGACCGUUUUGCUUCCCCCCAAGCUGUCCCUUCUCCUUUGUAACAAAUACCAUCAUUGAUGAAAAGCAAAACAGGUGUUACAUUGUUAGACGUGUCAAAUUUAUUCAAAUCAAUUUUUUCAUCGUCUUGGGGCAGAAACACUUCACAGUCUCUGUGAACUGUGACAUGUUCAAAAAUAACUGAGUUAAACUCACGAGCAGCCAAAAACUGCGAUCUCCCCUCCUCCUCAAAACAUAACAACACACGUGAGCUUGACUCAGGAGUGUCGGUGAACUCUUUCGAAGGUUCACCCUGACAACAUCUAGUGGACGCUGCCCUGGUCAAGGUUACGGUCUCUACUUCGUGGUUACCCAAGCUUGUCCCCCAUAUAAUCAUGACCCCUUGCUUGCAUGGAAGCGGAAGGUGGUUCAUGCUUGUAAUCAUGACCCCUUGCUUGCAUGGAAGCGGAAGAUGGUUCAUGCUUGUGAUCAUGACCCCUUGCUUGCAUGGAAGCGGAAGGUGGUUCAUGCUUGUGAUCAUGACCCCUUGCUUGCAUUGAAGCGGAAGGUGGUUCAUGCUUGUGAUCAUGACCCCUUGCUUGCAUGGAGGCGGAAGGUGGUUCAUGCCUUCAACACCCGUGGGUGUGUUAUCAAAAGCCAUGAGUUUGCCAUCAAAAGCCUCUGGCACCCUACAAACCUCAGUCACUCUCUCAACAUCAAUAAGUAAAGUAUCCGUAACACUAUGUUCAUACACAAUAUUCUUAUCACAAACAACUUCUCUGGGUUCAUAAUCAAUAUCACAAUCAAACAAACUACAAACCUCAGUCACUCUAUCAACAUCAUUAUGUGGAACAUUUGCAAUACUAGGCGCACAAUAAAAAAUAUCAUUAAAAUCAUCUACUUUGAGUUCAUAAGCCAUAUCACAAUCAAAACCAUCACUAGAAGAAUCAACAACACUAUGUUCAUUAUCAAUAUUUUUAUCAAAAUUUCUAUCUGAACCAACUACACUGGGUUCAUAAUUAAUAUCCCAAUCAAAACAAUCAUCCCAAGCAUCAACAACGCUGUGCUCAUAAUCAAUAUUUUUAUCAAAGUCCCCAAAUGAAACAUCAAUACCAUUAGGUUCACUACUGGUGCAAGGGCGAUAGCCAUCCUGCACAUCAUCACAUUCGUCCUGUUUAUCCACAUUAUCCAACUUAUUUUCUCUUGUUUCGGUGUCUUCAAAAUAUUCAUCAACUAUACCAAACUGAACAAAUUCCGAUUCAUCAUUUUUCCUAGUAUUGAUACUGCCCCUUUCUACAUUUGGAUUUUUAGUUUCUGACAGACUUACCCAAGAUUUGUUCUCUCGACACCAUCUAAGCUCAUUCCCACUAACUUCUACCUUAGUAUAUUUCCUCGGUCUAUAUUUCCCAUAACUAUUUUUUAAAGGCCCCCUCCCGCUUGAUUUCUUUAAAAGCUUUCCCAUCAACUUUACUUUGAGUAAUGCUUGGACCCUCGUCCAAACAAUUCGACGUUAUGUCAAGAUCUUUAGUCAUGUGACUAUGUUCUUCAUUAGUAAUUUUAUAUUCCUUAAAGGUGUUUAGGUCAAAAGGUUUAUUAGAAUUUAAUUGCUCAUAAAUUUUUCUCACCACAGAUUCUGGUGGCCUAUAAGCAUAUAUCCAUCUGACACAUUCUUCUCUGAUUUCCCACAUAGAUUUCUCUUUCUGGCGUAUGUCUACUCCCACUUUCAAACUGUCUUGUCCCUGUUGAUCCACAAUCGGUUUUACACUAAAGGCCAUGUCUCCCUGUAUAUUGCCCUCAUUUUCCUUAUCAUCCAGAGAAAAUUGUCCCCUUUCAGUACCAGUUAGUGUACUAGCACUAUACCCAGACAUUUUUCUCUCAUGUUCUUUGAUUCUUUCUUUUUCUUCUCGCUCAUAUGCGCGAAUUUCUUCUUCUUCUUCGCGAACCUCUUUUUCCCUAACAGCUACCCAUUCUUUCGCUUCCUCCCCUUCUAAUCCCAAAUCUAUUGCCAUUUGUUUAAUUUCGGCAAUAGUAGGUAACGACAUUUUUAUCUCUAAGUCUUAUGUCAAUAUAUAUGUUUACAAAAAAUUUACAAAUAGGAAAUGGAUCAAAUGAAAUGAGUAAUAAAACAAUAGAAAUUGCAAAUCUAAUAACUAAAUAAUGUACUUAAAAUAAUUACUUGUGAUGGUUCUCUUGAUGGGUGGCACUGGGAUUUCGGACGUAUUGAGAAGUAUAAUCCAUGUGUUCAUUUGUUUUCUCGUAGGUAGAUACUGUUGGAAUGUCUGGUGUCUCCAAUAAUCCAAUGUGACAAAAAGUUAAGAUUGGUAUAGCUGUCUGGCUAGUUUGCACGGCUUUCCUCUGGACUGGUAUGGCCGUGAUGAUUGUUUUGACGUGCUGGUGUGGCUGGUUGGUCAGGCCCCCUCUGUGAUGAAUGGUAGGCUGGUUGGGUUCUUUGGACGAUAUGAUGUUGCUUUAACGGCCUCCACUGUGGUGGAUGGUCUGCUAUGGUUGGUUUGGACUUAGCUGAACCUUUGAACCACGUACCAAAUGAUGAGCUGGCAUGGUUGGAUCGUGCUCCCACGGUGGCAAAUUGCGGGCUUAGAUGGCUGCUCCACUGUGGUGGAUGGUUAAGGUUGAUAUGGCUGCAUCGAACGGCCUCCCCUUUGGCUGAUGGUAGGCUUAGAUGGUUGCUUUGAUGUGCCGCAACGACGGCGAAUGGAUGGAUGAUUAUACUUGAAAUGGCUGCUUCGACAGCCUUCUUUGUGGCUGGUGGUGGGCUGGGAUUGUUGCUUUGAUGUGCCUCAUCGAUGGCGAAUGGUAGAUUGGUAUGGUUAAUCCACUGUGGCUGGAUGGUAGACUUGGAUGGUUUCUUUGAUUAGCCGCGACGAUGGCGAAUGGUUUAUAUGGUUAAUCCACUGUGGAUGGUUGGUGGACUUGGAUAGGUGCUCCACUGUGGUGGAUGGUUGCUCCACUGUGGUGGAUGGUAGACUUGGAUGAUAUGGCUGCUUCGACGGGCCCCCACUGUGGCGUGACGUACGUUGUCUAGGGGUCGGUCCCCUCUGUACUAGCCACAGAACAAUUUUACAAGGGUCUAGAACCCCUUUAUUUCCAGCUCCUACAGAGCUGACUCUUGCUCCAAGUAUCAACAAACAAUUCAGGGUUUCAGGUUUUCUUAUUUAUUGGCUAUGUGUGCCUAUAUGCCACUACACAAAACAGUUAAAGUUACACAAGUCCUCUUCCAUCCGUAGAAAAACUCACUCCUUUAUAAGACAAAAAAAUCAUACACCAUAUCCACAGCACUCGCCACUGCUCACUCCUUCAAAAAACUCAACUCACACACGUGGUUUUUUUCAGACACAGCACACCGGUCAUACCUUGACCGAGAAAAUCAAAACUCGUGGGGCACACGGGGAAAAUAAACUCACCCACGAUUGGUCAAAUUAACAUUAUAGAAGUUGACACAAAAAACUCACGCGAUCUGACCGUGACACCACCCCUUACUGAAGAGAUGCAAUUACAAAACACACCCAGUUUAUAGUGUUCUGUAUAGACCACUGCUAGACAAAUUGAGCAUUAAUUUGGUCGUCGCCUCAAGUACGAGUCGGCACACAAGGACUGAAUGAUGUUUCAUUUUUUAUGAAUGAAAGUAAAAUAGCAAUUAAAAAUUAAGUAAUUGUCACAAUGGUUUUUUUGCUAGGUCUGAGCCGGGCACUGACCCAGAUACCCAGAAAUUAGCACACCCGUCACAUACCCAGACCUGAAGAGAAAAAAAACAGAACUGGGUCCAGGUGUUAAAAAAUUUAUCAUUUUCCAUAAUGUGUCUACCCAAUGGGUAGAAGGUAUAAAAACAGUACAACUUUUUUUUUUUAACAUAAAUUUGUGUAAAUUUUACCUGAAUUGAUUAAAUGAUAAUAGAAAAUAUCAUUAUGGAAGCUAAAUGAAACCACAAAGUUCACAAGAUGAUAAUGUUCUUGCUGAAAAUUUUAAAAAAUUAUUUAUCUUAGCAAGAUGCUUAUCUUUGGUUAAGACUAUGGCACUUUCUAAUAACCAUUAAUGUUCCAUUUCACAUGCUGACUGGCUGAUGAUAAUGAGUAGCCAACGUUUGUGUGUGUGUUGUGGAUCAUUUCUAAGUUCUGUCAAAAUUCAAUUAUAGUAAUUUAAUUUAACAAUUAUUUAUAAGUGGAGCUAUUGGCUCAACUGAAGGAAGGCUAGGAUGGUAUUGCCAUGAUGAAGAUGUAAAUAUUACUUUAAAUAGUUAGAAUACAAUGGUAUCAGAAAAAAGGGAAAACUGCCGCCAGGAGCACAAAGGCAAAUUUAAAAGCUCUGUGUUAUGGCAGUGGCUCUAAACCUGUGGGUCAAAACCUCCUCGGGGUCGCCUGACAAAAUGUCAGGGGUCGCCUAAGAAACAAAUGAAAUUUUGGGGGAUGGGGUGUGAAAUGUGAAUUUUUUUCUUAUUUGAAUUUUCAUUUUUAAAUUUAAAUAUUCUUCACAGUGAUUGGGCUAUUUUCUUAUUGUUACUACACUCUGACCACACUACAACUGCAUAAAAUUAAAAAAACUUUGAUUCUUUCGAUAGAUGUAUUCUGACAAUUUCCUUUUAUUUAAAAAAAAUUAUGUAUGAUUUUUAUUUAUUUAAAUUUUUCAUUGUUUUAUUUUUUUUUGCAUGUGUAAAACCCAGACUUUGUCCCCCUGGGUAUUGUCUCAAAAUAUUCAGACCUGGACUGGAUGUAAAAAAAACUAUGCCAUUCUCAGCCCUAGUUUCUUCAAAGUGAGAAAUAAUUCAUCAUCAUCAAUGGCACUACAGCCCAUGUAGGUGCCCUGGCCUGCUCCACCACAUCCUUCCAUUCGGAGCAAUCCAUGGCUUUCCGUCUCCAUGUUAGAACCCCCAACUGGUGUAAAUCUGUCUCCACAUCAUCAAUCCACCUCAUCCUUGGGCGACCGGUGAAUCGUCUGCCCCUAGGCUUCUGCCUGUAUAUAAUUUUGGCUGCUCUGCAUUCUGGCAUCCUUUCAACAUGACCAGCACAGCGUAUUCUGCGUUUUUUUAUCAUUGUGACUAUGGGUGGUUCUUUGUACGAAUAGUAAAGUUCUUGGUUUGUACUUAUUAUCCAGAUAUUAUUUUCUAUCACUGGUCCGUUUAUUUUGCGGAGGAUUUUCCUCUCCCUUGUGUUGAGCAGGUUCUCUGCUUUUCUGGUGAGGGUCCAGGUCUCACUAGCAUACGUGUUACUACAGGUCUUAUGAUGGUGGUGUAUAUUGUCUUCUUUGUUCCCCUUGAUAGGUUUUUUUUUACCAGUAGCUUUUGUAGACUGAAAUAGAAACGGUUGCCUGCUGUUAUCCUUUCUUUCACCUCUGACAUUAUCUCAUUGUGCUCAUUUAUAGUUGCCCCUAGAUAUUUGAAUGUGGCCACUCUCUCAAAUUUGUGGUUGUUAGAAAUGAAUUCAAACUGCAUUAAAAAAAAAAAAUUUUUAUUUAAACCUGGGGCUUUGUGUAUGAGCUUAACUUUGAGAAACAAUAGAAUUUUUACAAACAUGGUACAAAAUGACUUUUCUUGUUAUGGUCUGUUAACAUGCUCAAGUGGUAAACAAAUUGACUUUUCUUGUUAUGGUCUGUUAACAUGCUCAAGUGGUAAAGAAAAUUACUUUUCUUGUUAUGGUCUGUUCACAUGCUCAAGUGGUAAACAAAAUUACUUUUCUUGUUAUGGUCUGUUAACAUGCUCAAGUGGUAAACAAAUUGACUUUUCUUUUUAUGGUCUGUUAACAUGCUCAAGUGGUAAACAAAAUUACUUUUCUUGUUAUGGUCUGUUAACAUGCUCAAGUGGUACAAAAAAAACAAUGAUGAAAAUAUUUGUGUUUGUUCCUGGGUUUGAGAAACACAAGUUGAAUGCAGACCUCAUCGAAUCUUAGACCUCAUCGAAUCUUCCUUAACCCUGACUGUUUGGCUCUUUAUUAUGACCCUUUCUUGCAAAACUAAGUGGAGGUUUUUUGUAAUAUGAAUAAGUUAGAGAAAACUAGAGAUUGAAUGACUAUGUGUUGAUUAUUAUUUUUUUUUUCCAGACUAAAGAGCACCAGAUGUAUUUGUUGGAGAGCAACACAUUGGAUAUUUUCUCUCCUCUCCUCCUCUCAGAGUGCUACAAAGUGCAGAUGCCAACACUGAGAUGCUUUGCCAACAUGUGUUACAAAAAUACAGCUGUCCGUACAGCUAUCGUAGCAGGUAAGCAAAGAGUCAAGUUAACGUUUUACACAAUUAUAGCCGUCUAUCAGUCCUGUUGUAGCUGUCUUCACAGGAAGAACAAUAGAUUCAAGAGUAGUUUGCAUGUUGCUUGCUGUAUUGAAAUUUAAAUUUUAAAAUACUAACGAUACUUGCAAUACUAUUGAUAUUUACAGUACUAUUGAUGUCUUUCCAAUAUAUGCCCAUGUUUAGUUUGUUGUUAAAAAAAAAAACCCUACAUAAUAAAAUUCCUUUAUAUUUUUAAAUCAUAAAAAGUUUGUCAAGCAACUCUACAAAUGAAUUCAUAUUGGACAGAUAGGGUUGGCAGUCUGUCAGAUGGUCGGCUAACUGAAGCUAAACGCUCAACAUAUACAAAUUCAUUUAAUUUAAAAUUCAAGCAAAAUUGUGAUAACAAAAUGAAACAAUUAGGUCACUGCCAAAAGAAAAAUGUUUUCUCCGACUGCUGUACCUGGAAAGGUUGCCAACCGCUCCUGUAAGAGGCUUUGUCCUCAUUGUUAAGUCAUAUUUCAAUUUAUGUCUGCGUUGAUUAGUCCAUUAUUUUAUUUCAGUUCCUGAUUUAGUCCCAGUCUUUGUGGAGUUGAUGGGUCGAGACAAACCUUCGGAGAUGCAGCUGGCGGCAGCCAAAGUCCUGACCUACCUGCAUCGUGGUGGGGCAAUAUUUUGUUAUAAGCAGAAAGGUAUUGACAUGGGUAAAAAAGCAUUGACAGAGGUGCAUUUUUCAUAGAAUGCAUUUUAAAAGACUUGCUGUAAACUUAAAUGUGCUUAAAGUUUUUGUCAGCUUUGCCACUGCAUCCAUUUUUAUUCAAAUAAUUUUCAAUACCAUGUGCAUAAUGUUGGCACAUUUGCAUAACGUUGGCACAUUUCCAUAAUGUUGGCACAUUUGAGGUAUUUGUUCCAGUGUUACAUGUUAUUUGGCAAUGUGUACAGUUGAAAUACUGUGUGCUCAACUGAGUCAAUCCCAAGUUUGUGGACUGGAGUGCAGCAAUCCCCCAGCAAAAGUACAGACAAGCGAAAACAACACCAGCAAUCUGGGUGGACAGGACUCGUUAACCUUGGAUGGCAACACAUCUAAGAGAAGGCAAAGUCUGAAAUCAGACCCUGAGAUGGAGUCCAUUUGGCGGUAUCACAUUGACACAAUGAAAAUUCCGACAACUCCUGCGAUGUGGAACGCAUAAAGAGCACAGUGAAACACGAACAAUCAAUGCUCCAUUUUUUCCUUGAAUUUACCGUAGCAACAUUAGCUGUGAAUGGAAAUCAAUAAUAGUUUUUUAAUUAAAUAGAACAAAAUGCUAGUUAAUGUUAAAACCUUGAGGUUUAAACUUAAGUCUGUGGGUCCCAAGCAAAAGUUGCAUGGUUCUUUGCAGCAGUCAUUUGUUCCGUUGUUGCUCAUGAACAUGAUUUAGAUGGUUGUCGAGUAUGAGCAUUCAGUAGUAAUUGUUGCGACUUAAUAUUAUGUUCAUUAGUUGUUGAAUGCUUUUCCCGCGCUUGAUUUUUAUAGUUAUUGAACGCUCUUCCCGCCAUUGUCUCUAUGACGUAUGUUUUAGUCGUGCCGCAGUCUUGAGUGGAACUUUGGAGUGGUAGGAUGUGUAUUAUUUAUCUCUGAUAGCGAGCUGCACUAUAUUCACGUGUUAUGUGUAUAAUAUUUACUCAGACAUUAAAUUUAUAAUUAUUAUAUAAAAAGGAGUUGAGUUCAUUCAGUGAUAGUAGGAAUAGUACGACGCAUUCAACGUGUGAAGAGAACUUGACGAAUGUAAUCAAUCCAAGAAGACUGUAGGUGUUGACAAUAGUCACUCCUGGUCUAUAUUUUGUCAGAUUCCUUUUGACAGCAUUUAACACCAUUUAGUCCAACAUAUUUCAUUGACAAAUCUUCAAAACCCUAUACCUUUGUGCAAUCCAUUUUUUUCAUUUUUUGUAGACAUUGGGAACCCUGGUUCGGAUGUGUAAAAGAGAUCGGCCACUAGACGAAAAUGUCAAAGGAGCAGAGACUCUGGCACACCUUGUGGAAGUUGACCCUGACCUUCAAAUUAUCGCCAGCAUCACAGACCAUCUGAUCAGCACACUCUCCAACUACCUGCACUACAAAGAUGUCAAGAAAAUUUCUUCUGUGGACAAAAAAGUCAGUGACUCUCAAUAUUUUGAUUUUAUUUUCAUAACUUUAAUAUGCUAUUGUAAUCAAAUUAAUUGAUUCACUAUGUUUAGUCAGAUAUGCACAAUUCAACUAACAUUAGCGGCCAUUAGUUAAAAAUAUUUCAAACAUCUAUUUAUGUUAUUUAAUAAAAAAUUGUAUUUUCCAAUAUGAAGAAAUAUAUCCUAGUAAUAUGAGAAGUCCAAUGGCUUUUUUACUAUUUUUACUAUCACACAUUAAAACAGAACUAUCGAUAGCCAAGAAUAAUAGUGUCUGGGAAAACAGCCACUUUGUUAGAAGGGUAGAUUAAUAAGACACGAACAAAUUGUGUCAAUAUAACAGUAUAAGUUACUCUUUAAUAAUAAUUAUACAUUAUACACAAGUAAACGUUUCGGCACAUGCCUUCAUCAGUAUAAACAGAAAAAAAUAGGAGAGGGAGCUAAAACCAGACAAAAUUAAUCUAUUUUAAAGUUUUAUUGCAGUCCAACACUUUUUAUAAUGUUAGAGGGGUCCAGAGUUGAACAUCACCUAUGCCAUUAGCUUAAGACUGUCAUUAUUUCUUAUCUUUAACAGUAGUUAGAGGAUUUUUAUGGAUAAUACUUAAUUAGCAUCAAUUGAUUUGUACUGGAAUUUUUUUUACUGCAGGAAGUGGACUGGGGCAGUGAGAUGAGAAGGGCUGCAUUUUUAGCUUUGGCCGCCAUCAGUGCCAACGAUGAGGAGAUUAGAGAUAAGGUAAGUUUGUGUUGAUACAAAAAUAUCACUAUAUAAAUAAGUUAGGUUGGUGUUGUUACAAAAAUGUCAAAUUAGAGAUGAGGUAGGUUGGUGCUGUAACAAAAAUAUCAAAUUAGAGAUAAUGCAGGUUGGUGCUGUAACAAUAAUAUCAAAUUAGAGACGAGGUAGGAUUGUUGUAGUAACAAAAUAUCACCAUAGAGAUAAAAUAAGUCAGUUUUCUUAAAAAUCCAUACAAAUAAUGUUGUUUUUUGAAAGUUCAAAUAAGUAUUCUGCGUAAAAGAUGUAUUAUUUUAUGAAAAUGGAAUAGAUUUGUUUUGUUGUUUGGUCAUAUAUAUAUAUAGAGAGAGAAAUAGAGGAGAGAGAGAGAGUAUGAAAUUAAUAUAUAUUUAAGUCUUUAACUUGGUAAAAAAAAAGAAAAAAAAUAAUUAAGGAAAUAUCUGAUUGAACUAUUUGGAACUAUUUAUAAAAUAGCUGUUUAAUAAAGCAGGUGAUUUUUUUUUUUUUUAAAUGGGCUUUGAUAACACAAUGUUAAUCUAGAGGAAAAAGUAAGAUAAAUUGAUUUUAAUAAAUUCACUUGAGAAUUUUGCAUCUAUUGGGUAAUUAAGAUUGUUUUCUUUUGUGCUACUGACAUGUGCAGGUUAUCAAGAGAGAGGGUAUGAUAGAUCAAAUCAUGACUUGCAUGCUCAGCUCCAACCAAGCUGAGGUGGCAGCUAGCUUGAGAUGUCUUCAGUCCCUGACACGAUCUGUACACCAGAUCAGGACGGUACUUCAUGAUAAUGCAGUCUGGAAACCUUUGCUUGGGGUAAGACAUAUGAUCUGUUUGACACAUUCAGUCCCUGUCACAAUACUCCAUGACCAUUGUGACCAGAAACUUGUGCUGAGGCUGUAAUAUAAUAUAUUGUCACAUGUAACCCUGAGACAGUCAGUACAUCGAUCCUUUUCAGAAUCACUAAGUUUAAUUUUAAAUUUAUAAUCUCCAUAUUCCAUAUUUAUAUUUGAUGGUUUCAUUUCACAUUGAAGAGUACUGUUUUAAAAAAUUGUUUGAUGGAAAAUGUAUCACCCAUGUGUGAAAAAAAAAGAAAAUACACCUGCUUGACAACAUUCCCAUAAAAUGUUAAUUUUUUGGUAUGAUUAAAGCAUAAAUUAAUAUUUUAUGACUUAAAUCUGGAUAUUCAAAAUGAAAAAGUUUAAUGAUGUUUUAUAUUACUGAAUAAAUUCCUGUGACAAGACCAGCUUUUAUUUUAUGCUGAUCAUUGUAAAUGUACCAGCCCUUGUUUUUGUGUGUGUGCAGAUGCUGCAGUCGACCAACCAUGAGAUUAUGGUGUUAGCCAUGACCUGCUUGUGCAAUUUGGUUCUGGAGUUUAGUCCAAGUAAAGAGGUAGGUGCUGUAUAGUGCCGUGAAAAAAUAAUAACGUGUCCAGGCUAAAACCUUGUUUGAAAUUAACACAUUUGCAUUUUUGUUAAUAUAACAAACACAUUUUUUUCAUUAGCGUCUUGAUUUUUACAGAGAACCUUUGAGAUUAAAAUGAGNUAUAUAUAUAUAUAUAUAUAUAUAUAUAUAUAUAUAUAUAUUUAUUUAUAUAUAUAUUUAUAUAUAUAUAUAUUUAUAUAUAUAUAUUAUAUAUAUAGAUAGACACUGAUUAUUACUGUGUGUAAUUGCAAACAUAAUGGGCAGACAACUGUGCUUUGAUAAAUAUUUGCUAGUGUUACCAAACCCUGAUUUCUGUAAGAAUGAUCUAAUGUACUUCUACCACUACUACUACUACUACUACUGACUGAGAUAGCACCGCUGAAUGUCUUGUUGAUACCCAUUCUUGUUGUGAUAAGCUUGCGCCAAACCCUAAACCUUGUGCUUUUACCAAGUUUUUCUGCUCAACACUAAAUAGAGUUGUCUUCAGGCUACUGUCCCACAUAUUUGCUUAGGCAGCUAAUAUUUUGCCGUUUAUCAUUUUUCUUUUCAAGUUAUGUGGAUAUUUUUUUAUUGAAAAAAAAAUUACAUUGGUUACAGACAUGAAAAUUUACAGUAAUUCAAAAACAUAAUGUAAUUAAACACGAUUCUUUGAACCAGCAUAAGAUACAUUUGCUUUUUGUUUUGUAGAAAUAGAAAAGAUGAAUUUGCUGCUCAAUUUUUAAAGGUUAAUUUAAAUUGAAUAUAGCUUUUAUUUUAAACAUUCAGUUAUUGUUACGUUGUAAUUAAAAUACAGAACAAUAGACAAUACAGUUUUAAAGGAUUUUAAAAAAACAAAACAGUUUCAAUAAGAAUUAAAAAAUAAUAAAACUAUUCAGUAUGCUUAACAAUAUUUUUGAACACUAAAUAUUGGCAAAUUCUAUGGUAAUUAAUCCAAAUAUUGGGGCUCACUGCAUAUCCAAUAUUAGAUGCAGUCGUUCUCAAGCUGGUGUCCAUGUAUCCUUUAGCACUGGCUUAUAUAAUUCUUGAAGUUUAAUUAUUUUUUACCCCAUAAGAUUACUGUUACCUCCAGUAGGCUACUGUAAGAGCUGCCUCCAUGAAGGUCACUUUUACAUAGUUUGGGUUAAAUCUGCAAGCUGUAUUGGGUUACCGCCAAUAAGAUUGUUUCUUGGCGUGGCUUACCUCCAGUGAGGUAACGUCUUUGUGUGAGUUACCUCAAGUUAAGUUACUGCUACAGUACCUGGUUUGUGUUACCUCCACUAAGGUUACUUUUUACCUGGUUUUGGAUACCUCUGCUACCUAUUUUUGUUUGUUUGCUUGGCUUCACUCUUGUUCUCAUAAUUUACAUUUAGCUUCCACCGGAAAGACGAUGGGACGACAUGGAUGGGUGGCGGGUACGUAGAGUUUUUUGUUUUUUUUUAGAAACUUUGACAGCAUUUUAUGGGCAAAGGAAAUCACAGGGCUUAAGGGAUAGUUGCAGUGAAAUGAAAUUUUAAAUUUCUUUUGUCUUGUUUUCAUUCUCAUGGGUUCUUUACUGUUGUAAUUAAUAGACCCUAACAAAUAAAAUACAAGUUUCUUCGGAGACUGCCAUUUCAUUUAAUAAAAUGAUUCCUGCUGUACAACUGAGCCUGUAAUCAAUUAAUUUGGAUUUUUUUUUGUAUCCGGAUACUGCAUACUCCACUGGCAUGUAACUUUUCCCAGUGUGAUCUUGGCUAUAAUAUUGACUUUAAAUGCGAUGCAUAAUCUGACAACUCUUUCAAGAGUUGCCAUGAACCAAAAGGUUAUUUGGCAUUCCUGCUCACAAUGUCAUAAUGCAAACGUGGAUAGUUUUUCUUUUUCACUGUUAAACUCUCAAUGGACCAAGCAGCAGAACAUAAUUUAUUUGGUGACAGUGAAGGCAAUAACACUAACACAAUACAACUUUUAGAAAUGAACCAAAGGGUUGCUUAUGAACAAAAUGGUCGCUCUUAACUUUAACCAAAUGAUGGCUCAUAAACCAAAAUGGUUGCUUAUCAACCAAAUGAUUGCCUUUAAACCAAAUGGUUUGCUUAUGAACCAACUAGCAGAAUAUGAACCAACAAUGAGUCUAAGGCUUUUGUUCAAACUUGGGAGGAAGUAAAGUCAGUAAAAGUAUUAAGUUUGAUGAAUGACUCAUGUGAAUGUGAACUUAUGAUUAAAAAAAAAAGUGUUGGAUGAAUAUGGCGUAGGUUGGAAAUACAGUGAAGCCCCUUUGAUAACUGCAGCAUUUGACCACCAUUCUGCUUGCUUCUUAAAAUCUUCUUUUGGAUUCAGACCUUAAUAUUUAAAUGGCAAAGUUUGGAAAAAAAAAAAAAUAUAUAUAUUUUUCACAAUUUUCUUGGUGGGGAGGAAUUAUUGUUUAUAUUUAUGUGCUGGUUUGUUUUUAUUGUUGUAGUCAAUGUGAAUAAUCUGUUUAUGUCUUUCUUUUGUUAUUUUAAAAAAAAAAUUUCGAAUAAUAUUUAGAUUUGUUUCUUAAUAAUAAUUUUAAAAAAAAACAAUGUGAGACAUAUAGUAAAAAAAAAAAUUAAACAUUAAUAAUAAAUUUAUGGUAAAUAAUGCUAAUGGGUUUCCAAUGAGCUGCAAAAAUUAAUUUUCCUGUCCAAAGUAUCUGUAGAAAAUUCACAUUACUUGAUUUACUUGCCAACAAAUUUACAGAAUUUAUGUAAAGUAAAUUAUCAAAAACUUCUUGCAUUAAAUUAUCGAUGUCAAUGAUAGAUUAUCAUUAUUCAGUUGUUUUUUUUUUACUAAGGUCAGGGUAUAAAGAAUUAACUAUAAUUUUGUAGCUGUGUUAUACUGUCUAACUAUUUUAUGCUUGGAUACUUUGUUAUACCUAGUAACGGAAUUGUUUCUUUGUAGUCUUUCACAAAACCUUCAACAAGUCAAUUAAAAAAAAAAAAGUUAUACUCAAAAUAAUUUGACUUUGCAUUUCUGGAUCUGUACAGUAACAAUUUUGUGAAUGUUAUUAUUUUAAUAUACAGCUUAUGCCAUGGUGUUGAUGAUUUCUAGUAAGCUAACAUUACUCUGAAACAGCAGUCUUUUGGACCAGUUGUGGCUUAAGUGGACUAUAGGCAACAUAAUUAAUAUAAUUAAAGUAUCCUAGUGUUGCUACCUAAAAAAUUAAAUGUCAUUUGCUGUAAGUGCACUUAAGUACCAGGUAUUUAAAAAAAAAGUCUUACAUUUUGUUCUCUUAAAAAAUACUAAUCCACAUAACUUAUUUAGAAGACCUUACUCUUUGUUACAAGUAGCCAUACUCUCAGUUAUUGUUGAUGUUCUCAUUGUGUUGGAAGGUACCUUAUCAGACUAAGGCUUCUGUGUUGUACUCUUGACUGUUGUACACUAUGUGACAAAUGGUUAACAUCCUGUACCUUGUAAGCUGACCCCACUGAAAACUUUGCUCAUAUGGUGUACCAUGUCAAAUUUCAUUGCUGAAUUUUUACCUUGCAAGUUAAAUAGAUUACCAAGAGAGUUAAAUUGUCUAUCAGUAAAUUUAAAUAGUUUACCAAUUAAGUCAAAUAGUUUAUUGAUAAAGUUAAAUAGUUUACCAAUAAAGUUAAAUAGUUUACCAAUAAAGUUAAAUAGAUUACCAACAAAGUUAAAUAGUUUACCAAUAAAGUUAAAUAGUUUACCAAUAAGUUAAAUAGUUUAAGGUCAAACCAUAAAUAAAAAAAAAAAAAGAAAAGGAACACACAGAGUGUGGGGGUAGUUAUAAAUAGAAUACCAACAAAGUUAAAUAGUUUAACAAUAAAGUUAAAUAGUUUACCAAUAAGUUAAAAAGUUUAAGGUCAAACCAUAAAUAAAAAAAAAAAAAAAAAGGAACACACAGAGUGUGGGGGUAGUUGAGUUUGGAGAUUUAGCGGAUGGGUGCUUAGGGGAGGUGGGGUCGUCUUCAGUAGAAAGUAUGUACUUUCAUGAACAAAUGAUACAAUAAUUAUCCUGAAAUUCUGAAUUCAUCAACAACACAUAUUUUAUCUCUAAUAAAUCAAUCGAUGACCUCAAGAUCUAUGAAACUUCAUGAUUUCUAUUGAAUUACAUUCAAAGGCUAGACAAAUAUCAGAUCAAUAUUUUUUGUAAUUAUCAUUAUUGGGUUACUUUGUUUAUUUUACAAGUCAACUCACUGGAUAAUACACUAGUAACAGUAAUAUUUUGUCCACCAUUCCCCUUUUGUAUUUUUCAGUGCUUGUGGCGCUAAUGCUUUUUUUUCAGUGAAGCCUGUGGUACCUAAAUAUUUCGGUUCUCUGCGCACUUGCCAAAUUAAGUUUUCCUCAGAUGCUCCUAGUCAAAUUCUAACAAAUGCAUUUCGAAAUAACCAAGACAUUUUUUUUAACUUUAAGGGUUGUUAAAAAUAAAUAAAACAUGUACCUGGGCAAUUGAACCCAAUAUAGAAGCUAUGUGAAGAAGCUUCAACAGACAGUAACUAGUCCACCAGGUCCACUAGAUGUUGUGUCCUGUCUCAUUAGAUUCAAACUGGAAAUAGAUCUAUGAAAACUGUAAUAUUUUUCUGAGAGCAAGCCGUGGGGCUCUCGGGUACCCUGGUGCACAUUUUUGCGAACCACUGGCUACACAGACACAUUUUUCAACAAGGAUAAAAAUGACAUAAAAAUUUAUAAAUAACAAUAAAUGGGAGGGGUGGGCGAGAAGCUCAUUUUUAUGUAUGCAGAGAGAGGAUUUUAUAAAAAAAAUUACGGGUGCAACGUGGGGGGGGGGGGUUCCCCCCUUCUUUGUAGUGUAAACAAUAUAUGGAUAGAGAGUUUAAUAGCUCACCAAGACAGUUUAAUAGUUUACAAUAAUGUUUAAUCGUUUGCUUAUAGAGUUUAAUUGUUUCCCUUGAGAGAAAAGUUUACUUUGUUGUGUGUACUGUGGUUGAUUUAGAAAAAAAAUUAUGACAGCUAUGGAAGAUAAGGUGGCGGUGAUACAGAUGUUAGGCUGCUCUAGAUGUUAGUCUUUUCUACAUAUUGUGGUUUCCUAGAUGUCGAGGGUUGCCUCAUCAAAAUGCCACUCUCUCCAAUACUUGUAACUUCAUGUUUAAACUGUUAGGAUGAUGCUGUGGGGAGUUUGAUCCACCCUCUUUAAUUUAUAUCCGCCAUUUACCAUACUUGAAUGUUGUGCCAUAGCUAGCAUGAGGAUAGUGGGGUGUUUCAAUGUCUCAAUAUUCCUCUGCGGGCCAUGUUUUCAUCCCUUGUUUUGUUGUGUCCACAGUCUUUACUCCAAGGUGCUGCUGUUGAUCUGCUGGGAGAAUACUGCCAGGGCCCAGGCAACACAGACUCAAUGCUAUUUGGCCUAUAAUGGCAAGUUAAUAACCAUCCAGAUAACAUCAUCACACUUGACGUAAAAAUCAUAAGUUGAUAAUAACUUAGUGCUGUCCUUUUAAAAUUGAUUACCGUUAAUUAUGUUCCAGCAAGUCAUAUUUACAUAAAAGACAGAUAGAGGCCUUUAAAAAAAAAUUUUUUUAAACCACCCACAUUUGCAUCAUCAUCCGGCAUCACCCCCUAAAGUCUCAAUGCCUUACCAAGCCAUCACUUGGUCUCUCAUUCAUAUGAAAUGUCUUCACAGUCAUUAACCUACUGCUCGGCGGAGAGCUUACAAACAAGGGUGAUAGAGACAAUGAGAAGUGAUUGCUUCAUCAAGAGGAUUGAGGACCCUGUCAUGAUCAUUAGGCAGAAAGCUUUGGCUGUUCUUAGAAAUCUCUUGACCUCGGUGAGUGGAGCAUUUAAGUUUUAAAUUAUUCAGGGCACACAGUCUAUAUAAAGGAUGAUAAGUGGACAAGACGGGGGGGGAACUCUGCGGAAGAAAAUGAUGAUGAAAAAAUUGAGAUUUUCAAAUAAAACAUGGCGGUGCUUUAUUAUUAAAUUAAAUUUCUGUCUGCCCUCUUUCUCAAAUUUGUUUUUUUUCACUUACCAGGAAUUCUGCCAGCAUUUAGUGAUUUGCUUGACUUUUAUUUUACAUGGGGAACUCUUAGAUAAUAUCUUAAUGACUAAGAUGAGCAGUAAGAAAUCUAAGCACAUUGAGAGUGACUAUGGCAAUGCAUAAAAAAAUUGAAUAGUCCCAUCAAAUGAUUCACACACAGUUUCAUUAAAACUUUAAUUAAUGAACACACUUUUUGUUUUUAAAAAAUGUGUAUACAUAGUUAUCCAAUAUAAAGUUCCUAUUAUAAUGUUGUCAGUGAUGAUGUCCAAUAUUUUGUAGGUCCAUGAUGGUGAGGACAGAGACUCUGUGGCCACAAGGUCUCGAGGAGAACGUC